AUGGAGGAAGCUUUGUUAAGCGACGAAUUACCAAAAUUCAGUGAUAUUAGACGGUAUUUUUGUCCAUACUGCGGUAUCUGUAGAUCCAAAAAAACCCUAAUCACUUCCCACAUCAAUUCCCAACACAAGGAAGAGUUGGAGAAAGCAAAAGAUGAACCUGAACCUGAAGCAGAGGCUACUUUGAAAGCUAAUACAUGUGAGGAGUGUGGUGCAAGUUUCAAAAAACAUGCUUAUUUGUUGCAGCAUAUGCAAAGCCAUUCACUUGAGAGGCCAUAUGUAUGUACCCUCGAAGAUUGUAAUGCAAGUUACAGAAGAAAGGACCAUUUGAAUCGUCACCUUCUACAACAUCAAGGGAAAAAUUUCAAAUGUCCCAUUGAGAAUUGCAAAAGUGAUUUCUCUUUGCAAAGCAAUUUGAAAAGACAUCUUGAUGAGAUGCAUGAUGAAAAUUCUACACCUGCCAGGAAUGGCGAAAAUCAGAAGUGUUUUGUAUGUCCUGAAAUUGGUUGUGGAAAGGUUUUCCGACAUGCUUCGAGGCUACAGAAGCAUGAAGAUUCUCAUGUUAUGCUAGAGACAGUUGAUGUAGUGUGCUUAGAGCCGGGUUGCUUGAAACAUUUCACCAAUUCCGAGUGCCUUAAAGCUCAUGUUAAGUCCUGCCAUCAAUAUGUAACAUGUGACACUUGUGGGACUAAGCAACUGAAGAAGAACAUGAAAAGGCAUCUCCGUACGCACGAAGCCGGCACUUCAACAGAACCCCUUAAAUGUGAAUAUAAGGAUUGUGACUGCACAUUCACAACCAAAUCUAAUCUUCGAAAGCAUGAGAAGGCAGUACACCUUGAUUUAAGGCGUUUUAUGUGUGGAUUUCCUAACUGUGGAAUGAGAUUUGCUUACAAACACGUUAGAGACAAUCAUGAAAAGACGGCAAAACAUCUUUUUACCCUUGGUGAUUUUGAAGAAGCUGAUGAAGAAUUCAGGUCAAGGCCAAGGGGUGGGGUGAAGAGAAAAUAUCCUACAGUAGAUAUGUUGAUUAGGAAGAGAGUUACUCCACCUGGUCAAUUGGAGAAGUUGUUUUCGCAGACUUGUGAGCAAGAUGGAUCAUAUCAUACUCCUCUCUAG
Messenger RNA from Lathyrus sativus (Indian pea), 1113 nucleotides. The record is from the annotation of a GenBank genome assembly. Lineage: Eukaryota; Viridiplantae; Streptophyta; Magnoliopsida; Fabales; Fabaceae.